UCGGAGGAACCAAUCCACCCGUUCCAUUUUGAUUACGGUUCUGUAUUCAAAUACUAGAAUCUGAGAUGUCGAGCGCGAGCGCUCUACCAUCUCAUUUGCAGUUCAGCUGCUUCUGCUCUAACACCGUGGAUUUCAAUAGAAAACCACGAACUUCUUCUAUGAAAGUCUACGGUGGUAGAGUUAGUUUCCGGAUUUCUGAGAGUCUCCGCCAUAAAAGCUUUGGUCGUGUAGUUUGCUUUGCUGUUGAGGAUGUGAAAACACAGCGGGAUUCGCUGUUGGGUGGUGUUGGCUCGGCUGUUCAAGAGAAGCCAGAUCUGACAGAUACUUGGAGAGAAAAUAGCAUACUAAAUGAAAACCAAGACAAUGAAGAAAGUGCUCUUUAUAAUUUUCUUUAUCCUAGUAAAGAGCUCCUCCCAGAUGAUAUGGAGAUGAGUAUAUUUGAUCAUCUAGAGGAGCUACGCCAGAGAAUUUUUGUGUCAGUUUUGGCGGUUGGAGCUAUUAUCUUGGGAUGCUUUGCAUUUUCUAAAGAAUUGAUAUUGCUUCUUGAAGCUCCUGUUAAAUCUCAGGGGGUUCGGUUUCUACAGCUAGCUCCUGGAGAGUUUUUCUUUACAACUUUGAAGGUAUCUGGAUACUUUGGUCUUCUUUUGGGAAGCCCUAUCAUUCUCUAUGAGAUCAUAGCAUUUGUUCUUCCAGGUCUAACAAGUUCCGAGAGAAGAUUCCUAGGGCCUAUUGUUCUAGGUUCAUCGAUACUUUUCUAUGCUGGUAUCAUCUUCUCCUACUUGGUGCUCACUCCAGCAGCCUUGAAUUUCUUUGUUAACUACGCCAAAGGAGCAGUAGAGUCCCUGUGGUCCAUUGAUCAGUAUUUUGAGUUUGUGCUUGUUCUCAUGUUCAGCACAGGUUUGUCUUUCCAGGUUCCUGUUAUUCAACUGCUUCUAGGACAAGUUGGUUUAGUGUCAGGACACCAAAUGCUGUCUGUUUGGAGAUAUGUUGUGGUUGGGGCUGUUGUGGCUGCUGCUGUGCUUACACCAUCAACUGACCCUCUAACACAAGUGCUGUUGGCAGGGCCACUGCUGAGUCUGUACUUGGGAGGUGCAUGGAUGGUAAAGCUAAUUGGGCAUUAGUUGCUCAAUUGUGGCAUUAUGCAAUAUUGAUUUUAGUUGGCAAAUACCUGGAAAACAUCGACUGCUCAUCAAUCCACCCAAGAUGUUGUAUGUUAAAAUUCCCAGGAAAAAAGUCAAUACCAUCUUCUCUUCCCCAUUUUGUAACAACUCCCACCUGUCCACUAUCAUAUUCAAAAUUUCAUAUUGUAUUUUUCUAUGCCUCGGUGACCGCAAAAUGACUGUGUAAAUGAAAUCUUCAAGUUGUAAUAUUCAAAUGUAUCUAAUCAAGAAUAUAAAUUCUUCAAUCUAGU
Telopea speciosissima is the source of this 1411-nucleotide messenger RNA. RefSeq names its product sec-independent protein translocase protein TATC, chloroplastic-like. The transcript is spliced from 4 exons. Bases 66 to 1121 code for a protein of 351 amino acids. The record is from RefSeq and is a predicted model, not a curated record. Gene Ontology annotation, molecular function: proton motive force dependent protein transmembrane transporter activity. Gene Ontology annotation, biological process: protein transport by the Tat complex; intracellular protein transmembrane transport. Gene Ontology annotation, cellular component: TAT protein transport complex; membrane. Lineage: Eukaryota; Viridiplantae; Streptophyta; Magnoliopsida; Proteales; Proteaceae.